Molecule: messenger RNA, 1241 nt
Organism: Astyanax mexicanus (Mexican tetra)
Lineage: Eukaryota; Metazoa; Chordata; Actinopteri; Characiformes; Acestrorhamphidae
Exons: 3
Coding region: 84-833 (249 amino acids)
Source: RefSeq, a predicted model, not a curated record
GAAGAGUUAGUUCUCUUAUUCCAGAUCUUUUCUGCUGUUAGCUUCGCUUCAGUUCAUGGUAUUAUUUCUCAGAAACCGCCAGUAUGCCUAGGCCUCAAAUUGUCACUUGGCUUGAAAGAAUGCAAACGGUAGAGAAGGGUGAUCCUCGCAUGAAGUCCCAGGAAAAGCUCCAUGAUCUGGUCUACUGGAAGAGUCGCUCUUACCUGGGACUGGUGGUGUGCCUCAUUCUAGACUCUACCAGAAAGAUGCUCUCAUAUUCUCAAAUAAUAAGUAAAGUGAUGGCCUUUAUGGGAGCUGACCGGAGGAGAAUUGAGAAGCCUGUGAAUGCUUGCUUAUCAUCUUAUAGUUGUUUCAUAAAGAUUCCCAAAAUCCCACUCUGUCCAAGCAGUACUGAUCUCUGGACAGUGGAUAAGAGAAGAAUGGACGCAGUUGUGAGGGACCAUGUCAAAGCAGCGCUAGAACUCUUUCCAGGUUUCUCCUCUAAUGUAAGUGUUAGAUCCUACAAAAGAAAACGCCAUGCUCAGACAUGCUUUACAACCCCUGUGGCUACGAGACAAUCUCCCCCAGAACUUAAGCUCUUCCUCAAAAGAAGCUCAAUCACCGAAUGGCAAACUGUACCACCACAGCCGGCCAGUACUAACAAUGCUCUCCGUGCCUGGCCUAAACCAGCACCGAGGCCUUCAGUUCAGCACAGUAACAAUUCCAAUUCUGCUGAAUCCUUCAUGAGGUGGACCUCAGCUGGACCUCAACUCCUUCUUCCAGCGAUGUAUCCUUUCUUUUGGGGAGCACAGACUCGACAGUUAUCAGUGCAAGGAUGCGGGAGGGCUUGCUGAGACUGAGACUGCUCUUUUAGCUGUUGUAGCACAUUUUAUAGUGAUCUGUAAUCAUGUCUAUUAGAGGGUUAUGGGGUAAAAAAAAAAGAAAAAAGGAUGUCGCCUUUUUAAGGAUUAUCAUGUACUAAAACAAAAUGUUGGACAAACUAACAGGAUUUAAAUGUUAAAUUUCAGUGUUUUUGGUGUGCUGUAUAUUCAGUGUGUGUAUAUACUGUGUUUUUGGUGUGCUGUAUAUUCAGUGUGUGUAUAUACUGUGUUUUUGGUGUGCUGUAUAUUCAGUGUGUGUAUAUAUUGUGUGAUAUUUGCUGUGGUUUGUACUAAUGAUUAACUGUAAAUUGAGGAUAUUGGUUGCAUUUGUGUCUUUAACUGUUUGUUUGUCUAAUUUUAAUAAAUUAUUACUUUACUAAA